This is a messenger RNA of Penicillium oxalicum, 636 nucleotides long. RefSeq lists its product as uncharacterized. The record is from RefSeq and is a predicted model, not a curated record. The coding region runs from base 1 to 636 and encodes 211 amino acids. NCBI's taxonomy places the organism in Eukaryota, Fungi, Ascomycota, Eurotiomycetes, Eurotiales, Aspergillaceae. The transcript has a single exon.
AUGCCAGACUCCUAUCCAUGGCUUCCCUAUCAUCUGGACAAUCUUCGUCACUGGCUCAAGUCGACCGAACCAACCUGGGGUUUCACCAUAUAUCGGACAACCUAUAGCCCGCAAUCCGACGCCGCUUUCCCCGCGAUCGUCGACCUGAUCACGGCGUACGUCAAGGCCGGAUUUUACAAAGAACACCAAUCUCUGCUCAAAGGUCCCAGGGCAAAUGAGGUUGACGGAGCUAUAUUUGAUGAAAUGUGGUCCAAGUACGAACCACAUGUCUUUCAAGAUGCCACCCAGUUCAAGGCUGCAUCGAUUGAUCAGGUCCGGUCUCACUACGAAGCCUGGGUGAAUGAGCGGGGCAUGGCUGACUUGUUUCCUGAUUACCGAAUGUUUAUCCUGAUUGAUGAGGAGAGUUUUCAGUCCUUGCAAGGCACUCCAAUUCCCGAAGAAUGUCCGCUAGACAUGCAGCACCGGGUGGGACACUAUGUGAAGCUUGUCGAGGCGUGGCAAGAGCCAGAGCCCCCCUUUCCGGGCUGGAUGAAGUGUUCUUUGCAGGGGCUUUGGGAUAUUUGGCGGAAUAUGCAGGAUGGUGAUUACAUGCGGAAGAGCUAUGCGCUCGUUUCUGAAUACCGUGACGUUUACUGA